CGCUAGGCACUGGGAGAAGGCCGAGGGUACGCGCCAGCGACACACUAGCGCAGCCCGAGCAGCCGGUUCUCUUCUGCUGACUCGCCACACGUGCCGCAGCACCAUGGACGCCCCGAGGCAAGUGGUCAAUUUCGGGCCCGGACCCGCCAAGCUGCCGCGCUCGGUACUGUUAGAGAUACAAAAAGAAUUAUUAGACUACAAAGGCAUUGGGAUUAGCGUUCUUGAAAUGAGCCACAGGUCAGCAGAUUUCGCUAAGAUCCUUAACAACACAGAGAAUCUUGUGCGGGAAUUGCUAGCUGUUCCAGACAACUACAAGGUGAUUUUUGUGCAAGGAGGUGGGUCUGGCCAGUUCAGCGCUGUCCCCUUAAACCUAAUUGGACUGAAAGCAGGCAGGUGUGCCGACUACGUGGUGACAGGAGCUUGGUCAGCUAAAGCUGCAGAAGAAGCCAAAAAGUUUGGGACUGUGAACAUCGUCCACCCUAAACUUGGGAGUUACACAAAAAUCGUAGACCCAAGCACCUGGACCCUCAACCCGGAAGCCUCUUACGUGUAUUACUGCGCCAACGAGACUGUGCAUGGCGUGGAGUUUGACUUUGUCCCCGACGUCAAGGGAGCUGUGCUGGUCUGCGACAUGUCCUCAAACUUCCUAUCUAGGCCAGUGGACGUUUCCAAGUUUGGGGUGAUUUUUGCUGGUGCGCAGAAGAAUGUUGGCUCUGCGGGGGUCACGGUGGUGAUCAUCCGCGAUGACCUGCUGGGGUUCGCCCUCAGGGAGUGCCCCUCGGUCCUGGAGUACAAAGUGCAGGCCGGAAACAACUCCUUGUACAACACUCCUCCCUGCUUCAGCAUCUAUGUCAUGGGCUUGGUCCUGGAGUGGAUUAAGAACAACGGUGGUGCAGCAGCCAUGGAGAAGCUCAGCUCCAUCAAAUCGCGGAUGAUUUAUGAUAUCAUUGAUAAUUCUGAAGGAUUUUAUGUGUGUCCAGUGGAGCCCCAGAAUAGAAGCAAGAUGAAUAUUCCAUUCCGCAUUGGCAACGCCAAAGGAGAUGAUGCUUUAGAAAAAAGAUUUCUCGAUAAAUCCCUUGAGCUCAAUAUGAUCUCCUUGAAAGGGCACAGGUCUGUGGGAGGCAUCCGGGCCUCUCUGUACAAUGCCGUCACGAUCGAAGAUGCUCAGGAGCUGGCAGCCUUCAUGAAGAAGUUUUUGGAGAUGCAUCAGCUGUGAACACAUCCUAACCAAUCUAUAUUCUACCCUUGAACAAUGUCCCACGUUUAAAGUAACUUAAUGGCUUCAAAGAUUUUACCAUGGUAGUUUUCUCAAAGGAACAUGCUUAUUAUAGAUUCUUCCCUCCCUACCCCUCCGCCAAAAAACCCCCCACAAAACAGCGCAAAAUGCACAGUUCUUCAAAGCUGGUGGGACAUAACAGACACCUUAAUUUUGACUUGAAAUGAAAGCAUUUAAAAAAUCUUUCUUUAGCUUUUCUAACAAUCCCACUUUUAUGUUGUCCUUGCUGCUACGUUUUCUAGCUAGAUCUUAGUAUUCAGACUUGCCUGUGGACUUACUUACACAAAGUGCAGUUAAUGUUCCUGGAGACACACGAACACGUAGCAUUGAGGGCGGGUGGGGUCUGCUAGGUGCUGAAUUCUGAUCCUUCCCAAAAUGGCAGCUGUAGGGGCUCCUGGGUUCCACAGGGAUUAAAUCGGGUCAACCUUGACCAUGGGUGAGUGUUCAGGAGUUCUAGGCUAAAGGGCCAAUUGGAGAUCUUAAUACUGUUACUCUCGUAAAGAGAUAAAAGUGACAUACCAAUACGUUUAUAUAGCAAAGUCUGUUUUUAAUACCAAAUAGUUUAUAUCUCUAUGCAUUUAUAUUUCUAAUAAUGUGGUUCUUAGUGAUCUAUGUAGAGUCUUUGGGAAUUUGUUAAGAGUCCUUGACAUUCUGCAUUGUUUUUUCAACAGUUGUUUCUUCUCCCCUCCCUCCUACCUUUGGAAGCUGCUUCACAAGAUUUAGAAGCUCCCCGAUUCACUUGUAUUUAGGUGGAAGAGAAGGUUGGUUGGUUAUUUUUUUCAGUUAUGCCGUGAAACUAAAAAAAAUCUUAAACUCCCUUAGCGUUUGUUCACUUGACUAUUCUCGUUAAUUGUGUUUGACCAGAGUGAUGCCGUGAGUUCUGGAAGAUCCUUGCUGGAGAGUCUUGCCCCUGUUGUUUAUCCAUUGUCAGUAUUUGAUGUUGAGUACGUGACAGAUAUUAAAGUCCUAAAACACCUAAA
Molecule: messenger RNA, 2256 nt
Organism: Myotis davidii
Lineage: Eukaryota; Metazoa; Chordata; Mammalia; Chiroptera; Vespertilionidae
Gene: PSAT1
Product: phosphoserine aminotransferase 1
Exons: 9
Coding region: 104-1216 (370 amino acids)
Biological process (GO): L-serine biosynthetic process
Cellular component (GO): cytoplasm
Molecular function (GO): pyridoxal phosphate binding; O-phospho-L-serine:2-oxoglutarate transaminase activity
Source: RefSeq, a predicted model, not a curated record